This is a messenger RNA of Chenopodium quinoa (quinoa), 921 nucleotides long. RefSeq lists its product as uncharacterized. Bases 1 to 921 code for a protein of 306 amino acids. Lineage: Eukaryota; Viridiplantae; Streptophyta; Magnoliopsida; Caryophyllales; Amaranthaceae. The transcript has a single exon. The record is from RefSeq and is a predicted model, not a curated record.
AUGGUCAAUAGAAACCGUGAUACGAGCAAGUGGUGUGACUUUCACAGAGAUUAUGGCCAUACCACCGAUGAAUGCACACACUUGAAGGAAAACAUAGAGUAUCUAGUCAUGAGAGGGUACAUAAAUCAGUUUAAGCAGCGCGAUGAUCCUCCCAGAAGGAGGGACGAGGAUAGAGUAGGCCGCGCUGACUAUAGAGGGGGUCAUAGGGGUCCCGCUGGGGACAGAGACAGAGUUGGUAAGCCAGAGGGCAGGGUGUAUGUGAUCAGUGGAGGUCUAGUGCAUGGAGGAACAGUUAACAAAGCACGGGCCGAUCUGCGGGCGAUGAUACACCAGAUAAACUACAAUGAGAAGCGUAGAUGGACACCUCUUCCUCCGCAGCCGCGAGCCACGUUUGACGAAUAUGACCAAGAAGGCAUAAUUUACCCUCAUGAUGAUCCAGUGGUAGUGACGAUGAGAAUUGCAAAAUGGGAGGUGGACAGGAUAUUGAUAGAUGGAGGCAGCUCAGCCAACAUUUUAUACAUCAGCGCGUUCAACGAGCUGAAGUUGGACAAGAAGGAUCUGAAAAGGGUGAGUUACGAAGUCACCGGGUUUAAUGGAUCAGGAUUGAAUCCCGAAGGUAUAAUCGAGCUCUCCGUACGGGUAGGGGAGAGGUCAAAAAGGCGUGAUGUUCGAGCAGAAUUCGUUGUGAUAAACUCUCCUUCGCCCUAUAAUGUGAUCAUGGGUAGACCGCUCAUUCACAAGAUAGGCGGAGUGGUAUCCACCUACCACCUCGCCAUGGCUUACACAACUGAUGAAGGGCGGUCAGCAAAGCUCAGGGGAAGCCAGAAGAAAGCUCAGCAAUGUUAUAUAACUUCUCUAAAGCAGCCUGCAAAGACAAGGCAGCAGCCAACCUUAGAACGGAGGCCCGCUAAGCAGGCUUAG